UGGAAAGAUGGGCCCAUCCAUACAUCGAAGAAACUUUCUUCUAAUCAUCUGGCUCAUAGUAUCCGGCCCAAAAACUCUGCAUCCGCUCUAUCAAAGAAACUCAAGAAGCUAUAUAUAGACCCAGUGCUGCCAGCAGGAUUACAAUCACCGAUUAUCAUCAUCAUCAUCAAUCUAUCUGUUUCGAAUUCCUUCGCCCAGGUGGUUGGGCAGUCUUGUUGUUUGUGGAGGAGUACAAGAAAGUUCUGAAGGAAUCUUUAUUGAGCGUAUUGAACAUCUGUAAGCAAUCCAACGAUGUAUAUUAUAUAUUCACACAUUCUUUUCUGGUUUUGCAGCUCAGCAUGGGUGUAUAUCUAAGCGCUCCCAGAACUGAAAAGUACUCAGAGGAUGGUGAAAGUGAUAGGCUUAGAUAUGGUCUGUCAUCCAUGCAGGGGUGGCGAACAUCAAUGGAAGAUGCUCAUGCUGCUUUCACUAAUUUGGAUGUUUCAACCUCUUUCUUUGGAGUUUAUGAUGGCCAUGGGGGUGAAGAAGUUUCAAAAUUUUGUGCCAAGUUUCUCCAUCGACAGAUAAUGGAGGAUGAAUCUUUUCUAGCUGGUGACCUUGGCACUUCUGUUAGAAAGGCCUUUCUCAGAAUGGAUCAAAUGAUGUGUGGAAAAAUGGGACAGAAAGAGUUAGCAUUAUUAAGAGGCAAAGAGGACCAGAGUAGAGGUAUUGGUGAAAGUUUGCUGACAACUGGUGAAGAUACUGGCCAGACAGAUUGCUGGUCUUCUGAGGAGGGAAUUUCAUCUGAUUACCAUGGACCGAGUGCCGGAAGCACUGCUUGUGUUGCAGUUAUUCAAAACAACCAACUACUUGUUGCAAAUGCCGGCGACUCUCGGUGUGUCAUGUCUCGGAAGGGACAGGCUUAUGAUAUGUCCAAAGACCACAAGCCAGAUAUUGCUGCUGAGAGAAAAAGGAUACUGGAAGCUGGUGGAUACGUUCAAUAUGGUCGUGUGAACGGGAGCCUGAACUUGUCAAGGGCCAUAGGUGAUAUGGAAAUGAAGCAAAAUAAAUCUUUGCCUGCUGAAAAGCAAAUUGUGACAGCUGACCCUGAUAUAGUCACUCUUGAGCUUACUGAGGAUGAUGAAUUUCUUAUACUAGCCUGUGAUGGGAUAUGGGAUUGCAUGUCGAGUCAAGAUGCAGUCGACUUCGUGAAAGAACAGUUAAAAAAUGAGAAGAAGCUGUCAGUGGUGUGUGAAAGAACACUCGAUCGGUGUUUGGCCCCAUCGUCCGGGCAAGAAGGCUGUGAUAAUAUGACAAUGAUUUUGGUGCAAUUUAGAAAAAAUAUCGAGGCAAAAUCAUCUGAUUCAAUUGCAUCCUCCGUAGAGCAGGCAGGUUCAUCUGUACAGUGAUACACUUCUUAGCGUAAUUACCCAUAUCUCACCUUAUGGUAAGAACAUUUCAGAUAUAUGAGACAUUAGCUAUUGCAGAAUUUAUAUCUUGUUGUUCGUGUCCGUUUUGUAAAUAAACAUAGUUUUCUUUAGCAAUAGUUUUUUUCAAGGACAAUUAGCUUCUGUUAGGAAUAUGCAGGCAUCUCUUUGUUUGGUAUUAUUACUUAAACUGAAGGUUCUUCGAUGAGUUUCAGUCUUCGUUAGGAAUUUAUAUGCGUGAUAUUACAGAACGCUCAUGAAACUGAAUUGUUCUUGGAGGAUUUUGUAUAAAACCUCAAGCUUUUGGCUCCUAAAGGUCGAUAUCGAGUUGUGCUUUCAGAUAAUGCGUUGUUUAGUUAAAAAUUAUGCUAUUAUUUC
Molecule: messenger RNA, 1784 nt
Organism: Striga asiatica
Lineage: Eukaryota; Viridiplantae; Streptophyta; Magnoliopsida; Lamiales; Orobanchaceae
Source: the annotation of a GenBank genome assembly